Schistosoma mattheei is the source of this 8760-nucleotide messenger RNA. The record is from the annotation of a GenBank genome assembly. Lineage: Eukaryota; Metazoa; Platyhelminthes; Trematoda; Strigeidida; Schistosomatidae.
AUGGCUACGGGAGCGGCGACAGCGGCUGCAGCCGCUGCUCGUGCAGUAAUGGCUGCAACUGGUCAAAGUACUACUAAUACUACUAGUGGUGGCGGUGUCGGAAUAUUCAAUGCAGAUGCAAAGAAUCUAUUUGGAACUGGUUUGGUUCCAAAUUAUGGCUCUAAAUCCGAUGUACCUAUGCAUGAUCUAGCGGCAAUUGUUGAACGCUUCGGUACUUUGAAUUUUGAUCACAAUAGCUAUAAUUAUUUCAAUUUUGAAUUUCCUCCUGGAGCAUGUCCGCCAUCCGCAUAUCUUCUAAAUUCAACACCUCUGAUUGAUUCAUAUAUGCUUGGAGAUCAGUAUUCUAGUAGAAAUCAAUCAUGGUCGGAAUACAGCAUGUCUAGAAUGAAUGAAAAUUCAUCAACAGCUCAUUGGACUGAACCAACACCUGUAAUUGUUGCUCUAUUUACAACAUUAGGGCGACUAGCUGCUGUAGCGCCACGUUCUAUUUAUCAUUAUAUGGAUGAAUUUAUACCGAUUCUAGCCUAUAUGAUGCAAGAUACAUCAUGUUUUUUAAAGCGAUCAAUUGCUGUUUGGACUCUAACUAGACUAGUUUCUCAUACUGGUUAUGUUGUUAUUCCGUAUAAACGUUAUCCUCAAUUGUUGAAUAUUCUGUUAGGUAUGCUUAAACGUGAGGAAAUCAAAUGUAUCCGUCAAGAGGUAUUGAGAGCUCUUGGUGUUCUUGGUGCACUAGAUCCCUUCAAGUUCAAAUUGUAUUCCGGUCAAGUCGAUACAUAUGGCGAUACAGGAAUUGCUGUGAGUCAUCAUGAAGUAGUUGAACGCAAAGAUGUUGAUAUAACCCAAUCAGAACUCGUUAUCAAUUUGUCUUGGGAAAGUCGUGAUGUUUUCUUCUCAGUUUGUGCUCUAUCUGCACUGAUUCAUUCGCUACGUGAUCCUGCACUUCACAGCCAGUAUGGUAGCAUUGUACAUACGAUAGUUUAUGUUUUAAAACUAUUGGGUCCACGUUCAGUAAUUUAUCUACGUCAGCUUAUACCUGAUUAUUUUCGAUGUUUAGAAAAUACACGUGAUGCUAGAUUACAAGAGUUUCUUAUUCGUCAAUUGGGUAAUGUAAUGACCGUCGUGCAAUUGAAUACAAAAGAAUUUGCACAUGAAGUAGUUGACUUAUUAAUCACACAUUGGUGGAUUGCUCCAAAUGUUCAGCGUGCAUGUAUUGGUUUAUUAAGUCCAAUGUCAUCUGUAUUAGGCGCUGAAUUUCGUACAUAUUUAACACGUCUUAUACCAACCAUAUUGAGAAUGUUUCAUCAUGAAUCAAAUGAAUCAAAUUUAAUAGCUCUUUUAGAAGUUCUUCCAGAAUUUGGAUACACACUUAAGGAUUAUGCUCAUAUUAUUGUUCCUGCGAUAUCAAGUUUAAUUGAUAUUACCAGUGAAGCAAGUCUUUCUGUGUUAUUAAAUAGUGUUUCAGAAUAUUCGUCAUCGAAUUGCAUCACUACCACUACUACUACAAGUGCUACUACUUCUUCAACGUCAAUUUCCCAUUCAACUAUACCUAACUCUAAAUCACAGUUAGACACAGAUACUAUUGAUUUGUCGAAUAUUUUUAGCAGCGUUCCUGAAAAUAAUUGUACAUCAACAAAUGAUACAAAUGUAGGUGGAAUUCAGGCAUCGAAUACAAGAACUUCAACAAAUGGUUUCAAUCAACAAAUAUUACCUAACAAAGUGGGUAGCGUACAUCUUCGCAAAGCGUGCUUAGAAUGUUUAGCAAGAUUUACAGAUUGUGUUGAUUUAGAUGAUUUCGCUGGACAAAUAAUUCAUCCAGUAUGCCGUUUACUUUUAACAUUGGAAUCAUGUCAUCAAAGUUAUCAACAGUUAUUACAUCAACAACAUCAUUUAUCAUCGACAAAAUCAUCAGCUUCGUUGGGUAGUCAGGCAUGUUUGAAUGCAAUUAAUCAACUUCGUGUACCAGCUAUGGAUGUAUUAACUGGAUUGUUGUAUCGUAUGGGUCAAAAGUUCAAAUUUUUCCUGCCUUUAGUACAAAAAAUGCAAAGUCGUUUGCAGUUACACACACCUCGAUUUAAUACUGUGCUUGGACAAGUUGAAAAAGGCGCUUAUCUGCCGACAACUAAUGAUCGUGUGCACGUUAAAUUUACCAGCAUUUCUACACGUAAUCGUGCACAAAAAUUGAAUGUUGAUGAUUCAGAAACACCUGGAACUGUUAAACUUUUGAAAAUUAACAAUACUAAUUUGGAACGUGCUUGGCAUUCUUCUCGUAUGGUUAGUCAUGAUGAUUGGAGUCAGUGGUUGAAAACAUUAAAUAUGGCACUUUUACGUGAAUCACCAAGUCCUGCUAUUCGUGCGUGUAGCCAGUUGACAGCUAUUACACCUGGCAUAGGUCGUACUUUGUUCAAUGCUGCGUUUCUUAGUUGUUGGCCUGAAUUAAAUUAUCAUCAACAAGAUGAUUUAAUUAAUACUUUAGAACGUGUACUACGUGUACCAGAUCAGUCACCGGAAGUUAGUCAAACUAUAUUAAAUCUUGAAGAGUUCAUGGCUCAUAUGGAUAAAUAUUCAAGUUCAUCGCAUCGAGUUCACUUACCAUUACCUUUGGGUGUUUUAGCUGAUCGAGCAUUAAAAAAUCGUGCGUAUGCUAAAGCAUUAUAUUAUAAAGAACAAGAAUUUCUCAUGGAAUCUGAAAAACGUUCUUGUCCUAGUCCGGCAACUCUAUCAUCUUUACUUACUAUAUAUAGUAAAUUGAAUUUAGAAGAAGCAGCCAAUGGAGUAUUGUUAUAUGCAACACGUAGCACUCAGGAUAAACUAGCUAAUGAAGAAGUUUGGAGAGAAAAAUUACAUGAUUGGAAAUCUGCUUUAAAUUUAUAUGAACGUAAAUUAGAAGAUGAUCGAAUAAAAGAUAAAAGUUCUCUUAUUCUCGGUCGAAUGCGAUGCCUUCGAGCUUUAGGCCAAUGGGCUCCAUUAAACAAUAUGGCGUGGGAACGUUGGAAUGAUGUAAACGAUCAAAUGCGUGCAUUAAUGGCACCGUUAGCAUGUAGUGCAGCAUGGGCUCUGAAUUCAUGGGAUCGUGUCGAACGCUAUACUGAAGCUUUAUCAGCUGAUAACAGUUUUGAUGGUGCAUUCUAUAGAGCUGUUUUAAACAUACAUUCUGAACAGUAUGCUAAAGCUUGUGAUUUUAUAAUGAAAGCACGUGAUGUCCUAGAUUCUAACUUAACAGCUAUGGCUGAAGAAAGUUACAAUCGUGCAUAUGCUGAUUUAGUGGGCACUCAACUGUUAUCUGAAGCUGAAGAAGUUAUACAAUAUAAACUUAUGCCGGAAAGGCGUCCAAUUCUUCGUGAAGCAUGGCAAUCUCGGUUACUUGGCUGCAAUUCUGUAGUGGAAGAUUGGAGUCAAAUCAUCCAACUACGUAGUUUAGUCUUGGAACCAUAUGAAGAUCGUAAAUCUUGGUUACGUUUUGCUGGACUGUGUCGUAGAAGUGGUCGUUUUAUUCUAUCACGUCAAGUAUUAGAAAAUCUAUUGGGUUUAGAUCCAGCUGGUAUUCCACCGUGUGAUCCUAUUCCAAGUUCUGAUCCAGCAAUUGUAUUCGCAUAUACUAAACUAUUAUGGGCAGUUGGAGCACAUGAAGAAGCGGUUAGUCGUUUAUGUGUUUUAAAAACACAUGUGUUAGAACCAUUACUUCGAGCUGAAACAGGGAUAAACAGUGCUCAGCAAUCUUCAUCAGUUUUUCAACUUUUAUCUCCGAAUUUAUUGAAUACCAAUGAGACAUUAGAUAGUUUAGAUUCAAGACAACUAGAAAUUCAAAUAGUUAACGAACGAAAGGAAUUAAGAAGACUGUUAGCGAAAUGUUGUUUGAAAUUGGGAUCAUGGUGUUCAGAAUUGUAUACACGUUCACCACCUGGUAGUCACCAAACAGACAAUCAUUCAUUAGCUUAUACACCUAAUUCCGUCUUUACGGCUCCCAGUGGAAAUGGACUACAGUUCUCCGUAGCUGCUGCAGCGCGCACUUUAUCAAAAGUGAAUUCUAAUAAUGAUGUGAUAGAAAAUAUACAUCCAUCUCAAAUGUCACGUGUAGCUGUAAUGCGUUUAUCAAAUAAUUAUAGCGGAAUAGUAGGUGGUGGACGUGAAUCAAGUAAUCGUAAUGGUUCACGGAUUCGUCGAGCUGCUUCUGCUGCUGGAGCGACAUCAAUAGUAAAUGAAAAUCUGGCCACAUCCAAUAUAACUCAGACAUGGGAAGAAAGUCAGGCGUUUGUUAUUCAGUGUUAUCAAACUGCAACAUUACACGCACCAGAUUGUCGUAAUACAUGGCAGUCAUGGGCUAUGGCUAAUUAUGCUGUAUUCAACCAUUUGGAUACAUUGAAAGCUUGUUUAGAAAGAGCGGAGUUAGAAUUAAAUAAAGUUGGCGGUAUUGAUAACCAUAGUUUAUGGUCGUCCCGGCGUAAUUUCUCGUCUUCCGCUGGAAUUCAUGGAUCUGGAGUUAAUCAAAUGCAGUCUUCAAAUUUACCUGUUGGCAAUAUCUCAUCUAAUUUUUCUCCAUUACCACCACCUAUAGCAGAACUUGUCCGUGCGAAAACUGAUCUACAGAGAUGUAUGGAAUUACAUGCUGCUCCAUCUGUUAAAGGUUUCGUCAAUUCAAUAAGUUUGUCACCAACUGCUAACUUACAGGAUAGUUUACGUUUAAUCAAUUUAUUAUUUAAAUUUGGUCAUUUAACUGAAAUUCGUGAAGUGAUACGUGAAGGUUUGACUAAAAUACGUUUGGAUAAUUGGUUACUUGUUAUACAACAAUUAUUAGCUCGUAUUGAUACACCUAGAGAAUAUGUUGCUACUAUUAUAAUUGAUUUGUUAAUAUCUGUUGGACAACGUUAUCCACAAUCUAUGGUUUAUCCAUUAGUAUUAGCAUUUAAAUCUGGUGGCUCUGAUCGUCGCCGUUAUAACGCUAAUCGUAUUCUGUACAGUAUGGAAGAACAAAAUUCACGCUUAAUAUCAGAAGCAUUUUUACUAAAUGAAGAAUUAAUUCGUCUAUCGAUAACAUGGGUUGAAAUGUGGUCAGAAGCAUUGGAAGAUGCAAGUCGUGUUUAUUUCGGUGAAAAAGAUAUUGCGAAAAUGUUUCGAUUAUUACAUCCAUUACAUCAAAUGAUGGAUCGUGGUCAUGAAACAAUUCAUGAAGCAACAUUUUUACAAGAGAAUGGUAAUGAUCUUGCUGAAUCUCGAUUAUGCUGUGAAAGGUAUGAGUUAACUCAAGUUAGAAUUGACUUACAGAAAGCAUGGGAAGGUUAUUAUACUUUGUAUAGACGUUUUGCCAAGCAAGUAAACAACAUGACAACUUUAGAGCUUACAGUGUCCUCACCUCGUUUACAUGAAUAUGGACAAGAUUGGCAGCUAGCGGUACCUGGAAGUUACGAGCCUCACCGACCACUUGUAAGAAUAGCAUCUAUUAAGAACUGUUUAAAUUUUAUCACCUCAAAACAACGUCCACGCAAAUUAACUAUCACAGGUUCAAAUGGUCACCAAUAUGUGUUUUUGUUAAAAGGACAUGAAGAUACUCGUCAAGAUGAACGUAUUAUGCAAUUUUUUGGACUUGUAAACACAUUGUUGAUUAAUAAUCCGGAAACGUUACGUCGUAAUUUAACGAUACAACGGAUGUCUGUUAUUCCAUUAUCUACAUACACUGGAUUGAUUGGUUGGGUUCCAAACAGUGACACAUUCCAUAAUUUAAUACGUGAUUAUCGGGAGAAAGCUGAUGUUGUGCUAAAUAAAGAGAAUCGUGAAAUGCUUCGUUUGGCACCAGAUUUCGAUCGUCUAAAUGUUAUACAAAAAACUGAAAUAUUUGAAGCUGGGUUAAGAGAGUCAUCUGGGAGAGAUCUAGCUAACAUAUUAUGGUUAAAAAGUCAUAGUUCUGAAGCAUGGUUUGAGCGAGAUAGGCAUCCAUCAAACAUAAUGUUAUCGCGAGUGACAGGAAAAGUGGUUCAUAUUGACUUUGGCGAUUGUUUCGAAGUAGCUACAAUGAGAGAAAAAUUCCCGGAGAAGGUACCAUUUCGGUUAACACGCAUGAUUAUUUCUGCUAUGGAGGUGACAGGAAUAGAUGGUGUUUAUCGUCAUACCUGUGAAAUGGUUAUGUCUCUUUUACGAUCCAAUCGUGAAAGUCUUCUUGCAGUCUUAGAAGCAUUUAUUCAUGAUCCAUUGUUACAGUGGGUACUCCAUGAAAACCGUAAAGAUUUUAAUCACUUAGAGAAUAAACUAGACGACGGAGGCGGUGGCGGUGUAGCUCCAGCAAUUGGAACAAACUGUUUGACAAAUGCAAAUACCAAUGGUACUGGUGGCGGUGUUCAUGGUGUAACAACUGGUAAUAAUCAGUCAGUACAGUUGAAACCUGGUGCACGCAAUUCAGAUUAUCCACAUAGACAAGUGUAUGCUCAUCAACAGCAUCAUGCUGUUCAAAAUACACUUCGACGUCCAACAGAUAAAAGUAAUAAUCUAACUUCAGGUCAACAGAAUUCACAAGGACAUUAUCAACAGCAAAAUUUGAAUAGAAAAACUAAUUCACCGAACAAGGUGUUUACUAACCCAAAUCAUCCAGAUAGUGCUUCAUUGCGUGAUCCACAAAAGGUGAAUCAAUGGCGUCAUCAUUUGUGUAAUGGACCUUGGUUUGGUUGUUAUGAAACUGCUAAACGUUUAAGAAAGCAAAUGGAAUCCGGUCACAUAGUAGUUGAACGUCAUGGACUACAAGGGUUUAUAUUUUCUGCAAAACCUCCAAGCACUGAAGACUCAUGUAUUGAUUCAGAAUCUCAGCCUGUUACUUUAGGAAAUGUACGUGCACGUUCUGUAAUGGAAAGAAUUAGGCAAAACUGACUGGCACUGAAAGAGAUCAAAUGAUGAGUGUUUCUGCUCAAGUAGACUUCCUUAUACGUGAAGCAACUUCAAAUCAAAAUUUAUGCCAAAUGUAUAUAGGCUGGUAGGUAGUUAGUCAUGUUUUAUUUUGUUUUUAAAUGCAGUACUGGUGACACUAUAAAAGUGUUCUAUCCGUCCUUGAGCGACUGUAUAGUUCACCAAUUAGAAUGACAGUUGUUUGUUUUGGCAAUAACUAGCAUUAUUUUAACAACUGGUAGGAGUUUUCAUUAUUGACAUUUCAGUCACUGGUACAAUCGUAUCAAUGUAUUAGUAAUAUUUACUGGGGUGUUGUACUCCUACUCACUGUGAGGGUGUUGUUUACGAAAUUAAGAGGAAGAAAAACGAAUGUCUGGAGCUUAAACUGGGUUGGUAGGAUUGGAAAACCCUGGUCCCAAACUAGUAGUACAAAUGAGCUCCAUGAACCCGAUGAGACAAAUGGCGUAUGGACUUAUUUUUGGUUACCCGCUAGCAUAGGACUGCAUUUCCUAACACUGCUCCACUACAUUAUUUGUAACGCAUCUUGUUGAAAGGCUUGGGGAGUGACCCCUUCAGAAAACUACCUGAAUCGGUUUAGACACCUGGACAGUAUUUCCGCACAAAAAUAAAUCCAAUGAUUUGUGUGGCACAUACACGUUUUGGUUUCCCUUUGUACUAAUGUUUGCGUGUUUAAAUCAAUAAAUAAUAUAUAAGUAUACACAUGAUUAUAUUCCCGUUGCUUGUUCACGCUCAAGUUAUCAUUCACUUUCCCUUACGUUACUGACAUAUCGAAAUUUCGAUAUUAUUAUUAUUACUGCUUUCCAAACAUGAAAUCCAUCCCUACCAUGGUUUUAAUGCUGCUACAGAAAUCUUGUAAAGGAGUAGGGAUAUAAGCUAAUUGUUAUAACUAUCAGUGUUUAAGAAGAUUGUUUGGACAUUAGUGGGAAUGUAACUAUAAACGAAUUUCCAUUCAUGCGAAUGAUAGAUGUAAAAGACAUGAAAAUGAAAUUAUUUUUUGUUUGAAAAGAAAAGCAUUCAGAGAUGAGUGUUGUUGCAAUACUCAACUUCUCAUUAUGGUGUUUCUCCCACUAAAUGACACUCAGUGUUUUCGAACAAUUCACGCAGUAAAGGAAUCCUUUUCGAUCAGUUCAUUAUUUAACUUAUGAUUUUUCAUAACUAACAUGGAUGAACAAUACUCGAAUGUCAAUCACAAUAAAAACUAAGUGUAAUUGAUCAUAUUGUCUAUUUCGAAAAUAUUCCUAAGGAUCUAGUGAUAAACGAUACAGAAUAAGUAUCGAUCUGCCAAGUAAACGCAUGAAGAGUUGUCAAGUAGCUUUUCAUUUCAAUUAACAUUAUAACUGGUAUCUGUCAAUAAUUAAUCCAUACAAUAUACAUAGUCUAAAGUAGUUCCAUACUGUGCAUAAUCAUAGUAGUAUAUUUACGAAAAUUUCAUUGUUAUGUUUGUUAUACAGGUGUGCUUUCUGGUGAUAUAUUAAUUUUAUUCAAUGAUCAAUUAAUCAAUCAGCUAUUGUAUUUUUCUUAUUACGUUACCAUUGAAUUAUUUAUGAAAGUGUAAAUUUACUUUAUCAGUUAACAAAUUGGUUUUCAUCUAAAAUAUUGUACAGUUGUGUUGAUUAAAAAUGCCUUCUUAUUUAAAAGAAAAGACAGGUUUUCUGGUUUUUGCGUUCUUCCUUAUUCAGUGAAGACGAAUCAUUUCCAUUCAAUUUUGUUAGUGAUAUUAGAUACUUUCCAACAGUAGUAGCAGUAGAAGGCAUUAAGAGACUAAAUCUAGAGUAGUCAAGUUUCGUCCAUCAUAAGCUUGUGAAACGAAUUUAAUUAUACCAUCGUGAAAUAAUCCUUACUUAUCCUAGUUCUGUGGAGCAGGCUUAACAUAAA